UCAUGUUAUUGAUGACUAUAAGAAAAAAAAUCAAAAAAAAGGAAUAUAAAUAUAAGCAUUUUCCCGAUGAAUCGACCACCAGAGUCACUUUAUUAAUACAGAAUACAAAUGAUUCAGCUCGUAGCCCUAAACCUUAUGAGAUUCGAUCCAACCAAAAAAAUUCAUUCGCCUCAUCCGGAACUUUCGCACUUCAAACAGCGAUACAGAAAUUUAUUUACAGAAGUACUGCGCAUUUAGGCCUCUCUCUUUCAACUCCAAACCAGCUCGGAAUGGCCUAUUAUUUUCGUAAUAGCGUUUUACCAUCUCGCCUCGUUACCCAUCAAGUCAUGUUCUCCCAACAACAAAAAUUUGCGAUAAGAAAUUCAAAACCUGUUCUAUUUCAAUCGUCGCUUUCGAGAUCUUACACAAACUCUACCUUUCCUCCACCUUCUCCUCAAGACUCUACUUCUUCCCCCUACCUGAACAAAUUUGCAAAAGCCACUGCAAAACGGCUUCCUACUUUUAUUAUUGGGAAAUUAGUUGUGGCUGGCGUUAUUAGUUUGAUAUCGGUGGAUCUUCUUUAUGCUGGGUAUCGGAAUUGGCACAAUGAGCAUCUUCUUAACAAGACUGUGGAAAAAGGAACUCGACCUGAAAUUGAUGUUUCAGAUGAUGAGCUUGUUCCUCGACCUUUAGUUGUAGAUCGCCUUAAAAAAAUUUUUCAACCGAAUAGAAAUCAAUCAUACUAUUUUGUGGUUUGUGGAGAACACGGUACCGGGAAAACCACAUUAACCAGAACUGUAUCAAGGGAAGUAGGGCAGGGAGUCAUAUAUGUUGAUGUUCCUGCGAAUUUCAAUGAGUUAGGUGAGGCUUUUGGAAAGGCCAUUAAUUUUGCAUUCGAGGAACAAAUUUCUAUCACAGAACAAUUGGGACGAAAAAUCUUGGGUAUAACUAAAGACAAGCCUGAAAUUUCUGAAUGGGAAAGAGCUAUGAGAGCCUUCAAGCGUGCUUCUGCUGUGUAUAGGGCAAAAUACAAGAAACCUCCAGUCAUUGUUUAUGAUAACGUUAGUCGAUUGGUUCAUAAGAACCCGGAAAUCCUCGAUAUUCUCCAGGACGAUGCAAAGGAUAAUGCGGAUGACCGAAAGUACAUUGCUGUAUUUGUCAGCAGUGAAGGUUCGGUGCCUAGAAGAAUGGAAUCUCGAAGUUCCUGGUCACGUGCAGAUAAACCAGUGAUGGAAAUCGGCGAUCUUAGCAAGGAAGAAUCAAUGAAAUAUCUAGUUGAGAAGCGCGUGAUCAAUGAGAAAGAAGCGAAAAGAUUAUAUGAAUUGGUUGGUGGGCGCAUUGUGGAUCUAAAAUCUGUGGCGGACAAAUCUCUAAAUGGACAAACCUUCGAAGUCAUUAAACAGCAAAUAUUAGGUGAAGUUGAAAAGAAAUUCAACACUGCACGACUACUCCGAAAGCAAUUGUAUCAUGAAGUAGGAAAGAAAGCAAUUAGGGCCUUAUUAGAUUCAAAAGAACUGGGCUUUACAACAUUUAUGGAAUUUUUCGAUAAUUAUGAAGAUGCUAGCAAAGUAUUAGAGUCAAAUAUAUUUGCAUACCAUCCAGAAAAAAACACCGUGAGCUUCCAGUCUCAAUCG
Racocetra persica is the source of this 1613-nucleotide messenger RNA. NCBI's taxonomy places the organism in Eukaryota, Fungi, Glomeromycota, Glomeromycetes, Diversisporales, Gigasporaceae. The record is from the annotation of a GenBank genome assembly.